GUGCGUUAGUAUUGCAUUGUGAAUGAAAUAGUGCGCACGUAUUCAACAUGUUGCGGAAAGUGUUCGUGGUGGGGGUCGGUAUGACGAAGUUUGCUAAGCCGGGCACCGUGGGCGACUAUCCUGACUUUGCGAAGCAAGCAGUAGAGGAGGCGCUAACGGACGCCGGUAUCGAGUAUAAUGUGAUACAGCAGGCGGUGUGCGCAUAUGCCGCUGGAGAUUCCACCAGCGGACAACGGGUGCUCUACCAGAUCGGAAUGACUGGCAUUCCCAUUUACAAUGUCAACAAUAAUUGCUCCACAGGUUCUAGUGGACUAUUUCUGGCUAAACAAUUGAUUGAAGGGGGAAUCAUAGAUGUUGCGCUAGUACUAGGCUUUGAGAAAAUGGCGUCGGGAGCGCUUAAAGGAUCUCGGUUUCCCGAUAGAGCUGCAGCUACUGGUGUGCAUCAAGCCACAAUGAGGGAAUUGACAGAGGUAACGCCUGGUCCCCUAACACCGCAAUAUUUUGGUAACGCCGGUAUAGAGCAUAUGAAGAAAUAUGGCACGACCGAGGUACAUUUUGCUAAAAUAGCAGCAAAAAAUCAUAGACACGGCGCAAAGAAUCCGAGAGCCCAGAGUACAAGGGCAUAUACAGUUGAAGAAGUAUUAAGUUCUAGAAAGAUUUACGGACCACUCACCAAGCUGCAAUGCUGCCCGACCAGUGAUGGAGCGGGGGCCGCCAUACUUAUGUCCGAAGAUGCAGUUAUCCGCAACGAGCUCCAACACAAAGCUGUCGAAAUAAUUGGCAUGGAAAUGGCGACGGAUACACCGAGUACUUUUCAAGAGAAGAGUUUUAUGAAACUGGCUGGUUACGACAUGACUCGUUUGGCUUCUUUACGCCUCUACGCAAAGACUGGCAUUACUCCGAAGCAAAUUGAUGUAGUCGAGCUCCACGACUGUUUUUCUUGCAACGAACUGAUCACUUAUGAAAGUUUGCAAUUAUGUGGAGAAGGGGAAGCUGGUAAAUUCAUCGACUCGGGAGCCAAUACUUAUGGUGGUCAGGUGGUCGUGAACCCGAGUGGAGGAUUAAUUGCAAAAGGGCAUCCGCUGGGAGCUACUGGUUUGGCGCAGUGUGCUGAGCUGUGUUGGCAGUUACGUGGGGAGGCUGGUGCUAGACAAGUGGAGGAUGCCCGCAUCGCGUUGCAGCAUAACCUGGGGCUGGGGGGGGCAGUCGUGGUGGCGUUAUAUAGGAAAGGCUUCCCCAACCAUACGAUGCUUUCGAAGCUCUAAAUGCCUCGAGUAUACGAGUAUUUUAGCAGAAAGAAAGAGAAUUUCGUGUAAUUGUUAGACAAUAUUAAAAUUAGUUGUCGACCUGAGUUUUGUUGGCACUCGGAUUGGUGGGUUUAACCCUGCUUCCAUUUUUUUAAUCGCACAAUAAUUAAGUAUUAAAAUAUUUCUUUUUAUAUUUUAGUAUAUUUGUGUAAUGAUUUACAUGUAUACGUAAAAAUUAAUUAACCAUUUCUCAUAUUUUUAUAGUCAUUAGAACUAAAAGUUAAAUAAAGAAUAUUAAUAAAUAA
Galleria mellonella (greater wax moth) is the source of this 1552-nucleotide messenger RNA. Its product is annotated as sterol carrier protein 2-like. The record is from RefSeq and is a predicted model, not a curated record. The coding region runs from base 48 to 1265 and encodes 405 amino acids. Lineage: Eukaryota; Metazoa; Arthropoda; Insecta; Lepidoptera; Pyralidae. The transcript has 2 exons. Gene Ontology annotation, molecular function: acyltransferase activity, transferring groups other than amino-acyl groups.